AUGAAGUUUGGCAAAGAAUUUGCAUCCCAAAUGGUGCCAGAAUGGCAAGAAGCAUACAUGGAUUAUGGUUAUCUAAAAUCCCUUUUGAAAGAAAUCCUGCACAACCAGCAAAGCAAGAAGCCACAUCCAAGUGCCACCCCAACAAUUCUAAAGAGAAAGUUAUCACUUUAUAGAGCUUUCAGUGGUCUCACUCAGAGACACUACCAACCCUUGACCCCUUCAGAACAGGACAUUGAGAACCAACCCAUUUUGGUGCACUCAGUGCUGCGAGAUGGUCAUGAAAAAUAUGAAACUACCUUUCUCAUGGCUGCAGAAGAAGGUGGAGAAUAUGAGUUAGUGUACUUUAGGAGGCUAGAUGAUCAGUUCAACAAAGUGGACAAGUUCUAUAGAUCUAAAGUGGAAGAAGUGAUGAAGGAAGCAGUUGAGUUAAACAAACAAAUGGAUGCUUUAAUAGCUUUCAGGGUAAAAGUUGAGAACCCAACUACUGAGUCAUUUGAUAGCUCAGUUGAGAUGACUCAUCUGGGUGAUGUUUCUGCUUCAGUGACCACAUUGUCUGCUUCUCCACCCAGAGAGGUCAAGUUCAACCGAGGAAGAGUUUCCAUGGAAGAGAUCAAAGAGAAUGGCAGUACCCACCAUGGAGAAUUAUAUGAAUCGGGCAAUGACAUAGGCGAAGAGAUUCAAACUCCCAACCAAAGAGAUGAAGUACAGAACACAAAGAAGAAUAUCAAAGCCAACAAACCAGCUCCUUUGGAAGUGCUUAAGCGAGUGCAAUUAAAUAACGCUUGUGAGACUCCUCGUUCAACUAUAAAAGGCUUCAUCAAAUACCCUGGCCAAACAAAGCUGAAAUUCACUAAGGAAAAUUUAAGCAAAGUAGAAGAAAAACUCAAACGGGCUUUUGUUGAGUUCUAUCACAAGCUUCGACUUCUCAAGAACUACACCUUUCUAAAUAUAUUGGCUUUUUCAAAGAUAAUGAAGAAAUAUGAUAAGAUUACAUCAAGGGGUGCGGCAAAAGCUUACAUGAAAAUGGUUGAUAAGUCCUACCUUGGGAGCUCUGAUGAGGUCACUAGGCUUAUGGAGAGGGUGGAAAAAGUAUUCAUUAAGCACUUUUCCAACUCAAAUAGAAAUAAAGGAAUGAGCAUCUUGAGACCAAAAAGAAAGAGAGAAAGGCAUAGGAUUACAUUUUCCAUGGGCUUCUUUGCUGGAUGCACUGCAGCUCUAACAUUAGCUCUUAUUCUGAUUGUUCGUACUCGAAAAAUCAUGGAUCAUUCAGGAAGUACCAAAUACAUGGAAAUCAUGUUUCCUCUUUACAGUUUAUUUGGAUUUGUAGUUCUACACAUGCUGAUGUAUGCUGCUAAUAUAUACUUCUGGAGGCGAUAUAGAGUGAAUCACUCAUUCAUAUUUGGUUUAAAGCAAGGCACUGAGUUAGGCUACCAUCAAGUCCUUCUUCUUAGUUUUGUCCUUGCAGCAUUGGCACUAGCCAGCGUGCUUGCAAACUUAGACAUGCAAAUCGAUCCAGAGACAAAAGAUUAUGUAGCAUUCACUGAACUUAUGCCACUGAUUCUGGUUCUUGUUGUGAUUGCUAUUUUAUUAUGCCCAUUAAACAUCAUAUGUCGAUCAAGCCGAAUGUUUUUCCUUACAUGUCUGUUUCACUGCCUCUGUGCUCCUCUAUACAAGGUCACACUGCCAGAUUUUUUCUUGGCAGAUCAAUUUACUAGCCAGGGGCAAGCCUUAAGGAGUUUUGAGUUCUACAUAUGCUACUAUGGUUGGGGUGACUUCAAACAAAGACAAACCACAUGCCAGUCAAAUAGCAUAUUCUUAACUUUUUCAUUCAUUGUUGUUGUGAUUCCAUACUGGUCUCGUUUUCUUCAGUGUCUAAGGCGCCUGUUUGAGGAGAAAGAUAGAAUGCAAGGAUAUAAUGCAUUCAAGUAUUUCCUCACUAUUGCAGCUGUGUGCCUUAGGACAGCUUAUAGUCUUGACAAGGGAAUGGGUUGGAAAGUGUUGGCAUGGAUGUUCUCAGUAUCUACAGCCAUUUUUUCCACAUAUUGGGACCUUGUCAUUGAUUGGGGCCUUCUGCAAAAACAUUCCAAAAACCGUUGGCUCAGAGACAAACUCCUAAUCCCUCAGAAAAGUGUAUAUUUCGCAGCCAUGGUGUUAAAUGUGUUGUUGAGAUUUGCAUGGUUGCAGACAGUAUUGAAUUUCAAAUUUUCCUUCUUGCACAAGCAAGCCAUGAUCAGCAUCAUAGCCAGCUUAGAGAUCAUUCGCCGUGGCAUAUGGAACUUCUUUAGGGUGGAGAAUGAGCAUUUGAACAAUAUUGGCAAGUACCGUGCAUUCAAGUCUGUGCCACUACCCUUCAACUACGAGGAAAAUGAAGACAAAGAUGAGUAA
Molecule: messenger RNA, 2385 nt
Organism: Abrus precatorius (Indian licorice)
Lineage: Eukaryota; Viridiplantae; Streptophyta; Magnoliopsida; Fabales; Fabaceae
Product: phosphate transporter PHO1 homolog 3-like
Exons: 13
Coding region: 1-2385 (794 amino acids)
Biological process (GO): cellular response to phosphate starvation; phosphate ion transport
Cellular component (GO): Golgi apparatus; plasma membrane; cytoplasm
Molecular function (GO): inositol hexakisphosphate binding
Source: RefSeq, a predicted model, not a curated record